UAUAUACAUUUUGCCAAAAAAAAUAAAUUCAACUGGAGAUAAAAAAAAAGCAGGAGAGAGAGCGUAUAAAAACAAGAGAGAAUGAGAGACAAAACAAAAAUGUUUCUGUCUUCUAAUCUUGUUUGUCUUGCUUUGAUUCUGCUUUCUAUUUAUGAUAAAAAUGGAGCUGAAAAACCCACAACAAUUCAAAACAAUCUCGCGUUUGCUACGUUUCCGUCAACUGACACAACAAAACGAUACCGAUUUAAUGAAGGUGGGGGCAAUAUAAAUUAGGGGUUGGCAUUGGGCGGGUCCGGGUUUUUUCGAGCCUGGUCGCCUUGAAAACCGGAUAAUAAAAUUAGAUUUUCGGAGUUUC
Meloidogyne enterolobii is the source of this 355-nucleotide messenger RNA. Lineage: Eukaryota; Metazoa; Nematoda; Chromadorea; Rhabditida; Meloidogynidae. The record is from the annotation of a GenBank genome assembly.